Messenger RNA from Populus trichocarpa (black cottonwood), 1626 nucleotides. RefSeq lists its product as uncharacterized. Lineage: Eukaryota; Viridiplantae; Streptophyta; Magnoliopsida; Malpighiales; Salicaceae. The coding region runs from base 285 to 1484 and encodes 399 amino acids. The transcript has a single exon. The record is from RefSeq and is a predicted model, not a curated record.
CUUUACAAAACAAAAGCUCUCCCUCUUCCUCCCUCUUUCUCUCUCUUAAAAAGCCUUCUAUCUUCUACCAGCACUAGGAGUUCCUUCGCUUUUCUCCAUUUGCGCCUCACAUACACAAAAUAUUCUCAAUCCUUUCCGCUUCUCCUUUAAUAGGUAAAUUAAAAGAGAAAACACAAACCUCCUUAAGCCUUUCAUCCAGAAACGAUAACCCAUUUCUUGUUUUAUACACUCUCUCUGUCUCUCUGUCCACAAUUUUCUUGUUUUUUCUUUGAAACUAAACAACAAUGGUAGACGUGGACCGGAGAAUGACCGGCCUAAACCCGGGUCAUAUUGCCGGCUUACGCCGUCUCUCAGCUCGAGCAGCUGCCCCAUCAACAACCACCACACUCCCACCUCGCAACAGCCUCCUCUCUUUCUCUUCAUUAGCUGAUAAAGUAAUUACCCACUUGCGCAGUUCUGGCAUCCAAGUCCAACCUGGUCUUACUGAAUCUGAAUUCGCCCGAUCGGAGGCUGAAUUCGGCUUUGCUUUCCCUCCUGACCUCCGCGCCGUCCUCUCUGCUGGCCUCCCUGUCGGCCCAGGAUUCCCUGACUGGCGCUCUGCUGGUGCCCGCCUCCACCUACGCGCCUCCCUUGACCUCCCAAUCGCUGCUAUUUGCUUCCAAAUUGCCCGAAACACUCUGUGGUCGAAAUCUUGGGGUCCGAGACCAUCCGACCCGGAAAAAGCCUUACGAGUCGCGAGAAACUCACUUAAAAGAGCCCCUCUUUUGAUUCCCAUUUUUAACCAUUGUUACAUUCCUUGUCAGCCAUCCCUAGCGGGUAAUCCCAUUUUCUUUAUCGAUGAAAGUCGGAUCUUUUGUUGCGGGUUGGAUUUAUCAGAUUUCUUUGACCGUGAAUCUCUCUUCCGGAGCUCCGAAUCUCACCCGAUUAUCAUAAAAAAACAGAAGUCUGUUAGUGAGAAAUCUACUGGGUUAUCCAACAAUCUGUCGCGGAAGAGUUUGGAUACGGGUCUGGUAAACGGGUCGAGGACACCGAGAUGGGUAGAGUUUUGGAGUGACGCGGCGGUGGACAGGAGGAGGAGGAAUUCAGCGUCGUCCUCGUCGGGAUCUUCGUCCCCGGAACGGUUUUUUGAGAUGAGAAGAUCCGAAAUACCGAAAUGGGUGGGGGAUUAUAUAGAGAAAAUCGGGUCGGUUUUGAGAGAAGGCGGGUGGAAGGAGUCCGACAUAGAGGAAAUGGUUGAGGUAUCAGCGUCGGGUUUUUUCGAGGGUGAAAUGGUAAUUUUAGACAAUCAAGCAGUCCUGGAUGCUUUGCUUUUGAAAGUGGAUCGGUUUUCGGACUCUCUACGUAAAGCCGGGUGGAGCUCCGAGGAAGUAUCGGAUGCCCUGGGGUUUGAUUUUAGACCAGAGAAGGAGAGGAAACCGGUUAAAAAACUGUCGCCUGAACUUGUUGAGAAAAUUGGGAAAUUGGCUGAGUCGGUUUCCCGGUGAUGAUAGAAAAGUGGCAUCAUAUAUAUAUAUAUUAUAUAAAUAUAUUGUUUUUCCAAGGGUUUCUCGGGGUUGGGUUUUCUUUUUCUUUUUUCUUUUUCUGAUAGUAAUUAUAAAAAAAUGGAGAAUUGAAAAAAUGUAUGUA